This is a messenger RNA of Echinostoma caproni, 372 nucleotides long. NCBI's taxonomy places the organism in Eukaryota, Metazoa, Platyhelminthes, Trematoda, Plagiorchiida, Echinostomatidae. The record is from the annotation of a GenBank genome assembly.
AUGCACCAGUCGGCAGGAUCCUCGCUAAUGGAGGAAAUCAUUUUGCAACCGGAGGAUGUGGAAAAGACCCUGGUGAGUUUAGAUUGGGGAAAAGCGGCGGAACCGAACGAAAUCCACCCGACACUGCUUGGGCCUCUAGGGCGUAUCUUGGCUGCCCCGUUAGCUCGCCUGUUCAAUCUGUCCAUGGCAAAUCUCCUAACUACUUCAGCCAAGCGGUGUGCUCAACAGAAGGGGACACAACAGGAAGUUCGACAAGCCUCGGGCGCUCAAACGCCUGAGAGCCACCUUUUUCUCGCACCGGGUAAUUAUUACAUGGAACAAACUGCCGCAGGAGGCAGUGGCGUCAAAAGCCAUUGUCGAAUUCAAGCUUGA